This is a messenger RNA of Scatophagus argus, 2875 nucleotides long. RefSeq names its product solute carrier family 46 member 1 (gene slc46a1). Gene Ontology annotation, molecular function: transmembrane transporter activity. The transcript is spliced from 6 exons. Bases 643 to 2121 code for a protein of 492 amino acids. Lineage: Eukaryota; Metazoa; Chordata; Actinopteri; Scatophagidae. Gene Ontology annotation, biological process: transmembrane transport. The record is from RefSeq and is a predicted model, not a curated record. Gene Ontology annotation, cellular component: plasma membrane.
UGCACGAACAUUUAUUACUGGAUCAUCACCACUUGAAACUCAACGUGUGCCAUUUCAUGCUUUGGAAUAAAGGACUUGCUCUGCUUUUAGAGGGAGUUUUGAGUUUGUACUUCCUGCCAAAAUAAGCGACUUCCAAAACAUCAUUUAAACCCUCGUGCUAAGAAAUACAAUUGUCCUUGAUUUGCUGUAAAAUGUUACUCUUAAUGCUCAAUUUGUGAUCUCUCAGCAAGUUGGGCUAGCUAAUUAAAUCUAUGCUGCUCUUCAGCCUGCAGCAUGAUCGCAGCCAGUACCAGAUCCAUAGCUUCAAGUGGAUGUUCCCUCGUUUCAGCUUAAAAUGUGGUUCAUCUAUUCGUCCACACGGGGUCGCUGCGCUCCCGCUUUAAUGUCAUAUGCACCAGUAUCGUUUCCUUCAACUGUUUAGCUGAGCUGGCGGAUAACUUAACCUCCAGCCUUGUUUUAGUUGGCCCAGCAGACACAAACAACGCAAACUAACUAGCAUUAGCACAAUGAGCUAGUUAGCUCCACAAUUACAGCGUUACAGAAGAGAAUAUUGGAGCACAGGAGUGUUCACAUACGCUGCAUACAAAGUUAAAGCUAGCAACAGCGACACAGUUUAUUCACAGUGGCUUAAGUCUGCUCGACAUGGAGGAGCGGGACACUGCGGCGAUUCUCCCCGGCGACGUGCUCACUUCAGAUGACGAAGAGCCGAUCACCGACUCCGGCCACAAGCAUGAGCCUGACGUACCCACCACCCGCUUCGGACAGCCACAGUUUAACGUUACGUGCCCGCUGCCGGUUUCUGUGGAGCCAGUGAUGUUUCUCUCCAUGUUUUCUCUGGCCCUGCAAGCGCCACUGUCCACACAGUAUCUGUGGGACCGCAUCAGUGAAGACCUCGGCUAUAACGGCUCCAAGACGUCGGAGUGCAGCAACAGCUCGGCGCGCCCCGACCCUCUUCAGAAGGAGGUGGAGACCUUGACAGCCCACUGGAACCUAUACAUCAGUCUUGGGGGCUUUUUUGUAGGCCUGUUUGUGGUGCCUCUGCUGGGUUCAUGGAGUGACCUCGCAGGUCGCAGACCUGUGCUUAUCAUCCCCAACCUGGGCAUGGCCCUGCAAGCAGUGGUUUACCUAGUGGUGAUGUACCUGAAGUUGCCUGUGGUCUACUUUCUAGUGGGCAGGCUGCUUAGUGGCUUUUCAGGUGAUUUCAAUGCCAUCCUCGCUGGUUGCUUUUCGUAUGUGGCUGAUACCAGCGACAGAAGCUCCCGCACAUUUAGGGUGGCCGUUUUGGAGGCUUGUCUGGGCAUUUCAGGGAUGCUAGCCAGCGUUAUUGGAGGGCAGUGGCGGAGGGCACAAGGGUACAUCAACCCAUUCUGGCUGGUCCUGGCCACUAACUUGGCUUCGGCUCUGUACGCUUUCCUGUUUGUCCGUGAAUCUGUCCUGCCAGACCCAAGUGCCAAGCUUCUCACCUUUCGCCAUCAUAAAGCUGUCUGGCACCUCUUCUCAACAGGAGGCAUUACUAGUAGUGACGAGGGUGGACGAUUUCACAGAUGCAAGCUGUGGCUUUACAUGUUGUGUUUCUUUCUCGUGGUGACUGUACACUUUGGCAGCAGGGAGUUAUAUGUGUUAUAUGAGCUGAGCUCACCACUGUGCUGGGGGCCAGCCCUCAUUGGCUAUGGAUCAGCGGCUCUGCAUCUGGCCUACCUUACCAGUCUGCUGGGGCUGAAGAUCAUGCAGUGCUGUUUGGUGGACUCCUGGGUGGCUCUUGUGGGUCUGGCCUCCAAUAUUGCAUCGAUGGUGGUGUUCUCUGUCACUGACACCACUGAGCUCAUGUUCACAGGUUAUGGUCUGGGUUUCCUCUUCAUGGCCUCAACACCUGUGCUCAGGUCGAAACUGUCAAAGUUGGUGGAGCCAUCAGAACAAGGUGCCCUGUUUGCUUCUGUUGCCUGUGUGGAGAGUUUAUGUUUUCUGGUGGGCAGUGGCCUCUUCAAUGCCCUCUACCCAGCCACACUGCACUUUAUGAAGGGCUUCCCCUUCCUGUUUGCUGCCAUCAUCCUCCUCAUCCCCAGUGGAAUAAUUGGGACCCUGCAGUGUUUAGACCAGAGGAGAAACCCCACAGCAUCCUGACGUGAACAGAGGCAGUGAGUUCAAGUUCAUCCUGGUGUCAGUCUAUAGUGUGCAGCUCUGACACAGAGGCCUCCGUCAAGUCCUUCUGUGAUGCUGGGAGAGACUUUUUGAUGUCAGUAACAGUGACGAGUCAGCUGACCAUUGCUAGCAUCAAGACCAAAGGAUGAAGAACCAAGCUCCUGACUGACAUUGCGGUCAGGAGUCCUCUAAUAAUGACCAAGAGUCAGUCCAUGCUUUAAAUGUUUGAUUUGAUACAUUUUUAAUAUGGCAUGCCAAGUGAGUGCCAAAGAAUGCACCUUACAUUUCCCUUUUGAAUGUAUUAAUUUCAGUAGCUCUAAUAGCCCAAUGGAAUGUGUUUUCAGUGAAUCAUUUAUUGACACCAGCAUAUCAAUCAGUAAGUGAGUCACCAUUUACACACUUUCUUACAGAAAGUGCAGAAAUACACUCCUGAUACAGUAAUAAUGUUCUUCAAACCAACAUCUUGCUAAAGACACAAGUAAAGGAAUAACAUGUCAAAAGGGAUAAGUGGAGAAUUAUGGAUAGUAUGUAAAAGAUUUUCUGUUAGCCUGCUGUUUUAAUGUUGUGUAUCAGUUUUAAUUUUGUUUGUGCCUUUAAGUGUUUCAUUCACAGCUACCCAAAGUGGAGCGUUGGUGCCAAACUCAAGGCACUUGUACUUUACUUGAGUAUAUACAUAUGAUCAAAAACUAGUAAGCCAUUGUUUAAAGUAAAAAUUUUAGUGAAUUACAUAUUUCUA